CUCAUACGCAACCUCCAUAAUCACCUAUCAUUCGUUGCAUACCACCUCCGGAAUUUUAAACCCCAGGGCCUACGAGGUGCUCAUCGUGCUUACAAGCCGGAGUCCGCUAAGCCGCACCCGAACCGCAAUGGCCGCCGACGCAAGCGGCGGGUUCCUUGCGUAUCAUGAGCCGAACAUCAUCAACAUCCUGACGCUCAUGUCCUUUUUCCUCUUCCUGGUCAUUGCAGAGUGGCUUGCCGACAAGAUCUUCCGUGCCUCUCUGAUCGGGCACAUCAUCGUCGGCCUCAUCUACGGCGUGCCGCUUGCCAAUAUCCUGGCGCAAGACUGGCAGGAGACGUUUCUAGCCCUGGGAUACAUAGGUUUAAUCUUGAUCAUCUUCGAAGGCGGCCUCACCGUUCGCCUCGAUCUGCUGCGCCAGAACCUGGUCCUCAGCACCAUGGCAGCCCUCCUCGGCAUCCUCACGCCCAUUGCCCUAUCCUUUGCCCUAUUCUCCGCAGGAUUUCAUCACAGCCUCCUAGAAUCCUUCAUACUCGGCACAGCGCUAUGCUCCACCUCCCUGGGCACGACCUUCGUGCUCCUCUCCAGCGCCUCCUCCCGAACCACCACCACCACCACCACCACCACCACCACAAAUGACAACAACAACAACAACACCACAACCGUAGAAGUAGUACCAGGAACAGGAACAGGAACAGUAGUGGACUACGCCCAAACGCGCAUCGGCACCAUCCUCAUCAGCGCCGCCCUGCUCGACGACGUGUGCGGCCUCGUGCUGGUGCGCGUCAUCCACAACCUGCGCGGUAUCAUCAUAACCACCACCACCGCUUCUCCUUCAAACAGUGGCGACAACUCAUCAUCUCUGGGUUGGAUCAUCGGCCGGCCGGUGCUGGCCAGCGCGCUGAUGGCCGUGCUGACGCCCGCCGCGGCCAGGUUUGUGGCGCGCCCCGUGUGGAGGAGGGUGGUGGUGCAGUCCCGGCUGGCGGCGCGCGUUGCUACUACUAGUAGUAGGGGUGUCCUGAUGGUGGUCAUGGUGCUCGUGCUGGGCGCGUUUCUGGCCAUUGCGGCGUAUGCGGGCGCGUCGGUGCUGUUUGGGGCGUUUUUGGCCGGGGCGUUUCUGAGCGCCUUGCCGGAAGGGAAAGUGAAACAGGAGGUAGGAGGGAUGCUGGGGUUGGAUGGCGAUGGGGAUGGCGAAAAGAAUGGGGCGGCCGUACCAGAGUUCACCGAGGUGUUUGACAGGUACUUGCGGGCGCCGCAGCGGUAUGUCCUGCAGCCGCUGUUCUUUGCGAGCAUCGGCUUUGCCAUCCCUUUUCUCGAGCUGUGGACGGGCGAGGUCAUCUGGAAAGGCGUGGUCUACACGUUGCUGAUGGCGGUCGGGAAGCUGAUCGUCGGCAUUGUCGUCCCGGUCUGGGAUGUCGUCUCUUUGUCGCGGCGCAAGAUGCGCGGCUCGCAGAAGGCGCUAGAUGGCCGCAAGACGAACAUUGGCUGGGCUCCCGCCACGCUGCUGGGGGCAGCUAUGGUCGCUCGCGGAGAGAUCGGCCUGCUCAUCAUCCAGAUCGGCUUGAACGAGACGACAUUCCUGACGCGCAAGGGAUUCGUCAUUGGGGUCUGGGCCAUCGUCCUCAACACCAUCAUCGGGCCCGUGCUGGUGGGGGUCCUCCUGAAGCGGGCGGGACCCGGGAUCACCAAUGAUGCUCGCUGGGGAGUUCAGUCGCAGGGGCGGCUCUGA
Molecule: messenger RNA, 1726 nt
Organism: Chaetomium strumarium
Lineage: Eukaryota; Fungi; Ascomycota; Sordariomycetes; Sordariales; Chaetomiaceae
Product: Sodium/hydrogen exchanger family-domain-containing protein
Exons: 4
Coding region: 128-1726 (532 amino acids)
Biological process (GO): proton transmembrane transport
Cellular component (GO): membrane
Molecular function (GO): antiporter activity
Source: RefSeq, a predicted model, not a curated record